ACCGUUGCAGCCUUGCAGGGCCAGGUCCCAGGCGAGAGCUCCGGACCCGACCGUUGGAGCUCGAUCCCUCCCCGGGAUUUCAAACCCCCGUCUACGCAUCCGCCGUCCGUCCCCGUCCCCGCUCUGAUCGGACGGCCACGGGGCGUUCCCCCAGUUCCCACCACGUCGUCCCCAAGCUGCCCUACUGUUUACCACUCGCUUUACAAGAGACGAACGCCUUCUUCCUCUGCAUCCCUCCCAGAUCAAGAGACCCCUGCCCCCGUCGAGCCCGGAGAUUUCGCGAAAUUCGAGGGCGUUUCGUCCUCGGUGUUGAGAAAUUCUUCGAUCCGGUGCGCCGGUUCGAGCAUCUCGCCGGGAAUUGGAGGAGGAUUUCCGAGGGAGCCGGAGCAAACCCGUUUCUUGGAUCUUUUGUCUUGAGGAACGGGGGGGCGUUGGCUUCGAUGCUGAGGCUGAGCGACGGCUUGUGAUAUUCGGAUCUGGUGUGAGGAGGAAGAUGCCGGUCGCGACGCGGUCGCGGGUCACGGCUGCCUGCGGAGGCGGCGGCGAGGGCUCCCAGGCGUGGGGCUCGGCGUCGGCGGCGCCGGCUCCGCGCGAUGGCGUCGCGAGCCACCACCACGGGCUCAAGGAGAAGAUGCGCGCGCUCACGCUGCUCUACGAGCAGCACAAGCAGCAGGUCGCCGCGUCGCAGGCCGGAGGGGUCGCCGCGCGGCAGCACCGCCGCAGCAUCCGGUCCCUCAGCGCGGCGGAGGUCGUCAACGACGAAAACGCCAAGAACGCCGAGGAGGAGCAGGGCGGCGAGGUGGCAAUGCGCCACCACAACGCCUUCGCUCUGGUCCCCGAGGCCGUGGUGCUGAGGGAGAACGUGGCGCCUCCGCAGCCAAGAGCGCGGUCCAAGGACAGCCACGUCGUCGUGUUCGCGCGGCCGGCGGAACCGCAGGAGAAGGAGAACGUGGUGGGCCACGCCGGCAACGCCAUGUCCUGCCCCAUCAAGAAGGCGGUUCCGGCGCUCCCGGUGCUCCCGGCGCCGCCGGCAAGGAAGCUCUCGCUGGGAGGCGCCGUGGGCGGGAAGCUCAAGGCCGCAGCGGAGAUCGGGGCUGGCACUGCCGAGGCGGCGGAGAACCGAAUCCUCGUGUUCGUGAGGCUGCGCCCGAUGUCGAGGAAGGAGAAGGAGGCCGGGUCGAGGAGUUGCGUCAAGAUCGUCAACAAAAAGGAAGUGUAUCUCACGGAGUACGCCUCCGAGAAUGACUACCUCAGGCUGAAGCGCGUGCGCGGCCGCCAUUUCUGCUUCGACUCCGCCUUCCCUGAUUCGACGACGCAGGCAGAAAUCUACAGCACCUCAACAGCAAACCUUGUGGAGGGUGUUCUGCAAGGUAGGAAUGGGACAGUGUUCUGCUAUGGUGCUACAGGGGCCGGCAAGACCUACACCAUGCUUGGGACAAUGGAAAACCCUGGCGUAAUGGUGCUUGCAAUAAAGGAUCUGUUCUCCAAGGUGAGGCAGAGGAGCUAUGACGGCAACCACUCAAUUCAGCUGUCGUACCUUGAGAUAUACAAUGAGACGGUGAGGGACUUGCUGUCUCCUGGUAGACCCCUCCACUUGAGAGAAGAUAAGCAGGGAACUGUUGCUGCUGGUCUUACUCAAUAUAGAGCAUAUUCCACAGACGAGGUUAUGAAAUUACUUCAGCAAGGUAACAAGAAUCGAACAACUGAACCAACUCGAGUAAACGAGACCUCAUCACGCUCCCAUGCGAUACUGCAGGUUAUUGUAGAAUAUAGAUUCAUGGAUGGAGUUAACAUAGUAACACGAGUUGGAAAAUUAUCUCUCAUAGACCUUGCUGGAUCUGAAAGAGCUCUGGCAACUGACCAACGUACACAGAGGUCGAUCGAAGGAGCAAACAUUAAUCGCUCUCUUCUUGCACUCAGCAACUGCAUCAAUGCCCUUGUGGAGGGGAAGAAGCACAUACCAUAUCGCAAUUCCAAGCUGACACAACUCCUGAAGGACUCACUUGGAGGAUCCUGCAAUACUGUGAUGAUUGCCAAUAUUAGCCCCUCCAACCUUACCUUCGGUGAGACACAGAACACGCUUCAUUGGGCUGAUCGUGCCAAGGAGAUAAAAACAAAGGCACUUACCACUGCGAAUGAAGAGGUUCUGAAUGUACCAGAUUCUGAAACUGAUCAAGCGAAGCUAUUACUGGAGCUGCAGAAGGAAAAUAGUGUCUUGAGGGAGCAGCUGGUAAAGCAGCAACAGAAGCUACUGACAGUUCAGGCUCAGUCACUUGCUUCAAACACAUCGCCACAGCAAUCUCCAGUUCCCUCGUCUCACGUUUCAACUCCAUGCUCAACUCAAAGAAAGGUCAAGCGAUCUAUCUUGGCUGGGAACUGCUUCAACACACCAGAUUCAAAGAGGCCCGCAGCCGACAACACAAAGGUUGGGGAGCUCCAGAGGAAAGUGAAGACAUUGGAGGCCGAGAUCGAGAAGAUGAAAAAGGAGCACAUACUGCAGCUCAAGCAAAAGGACGAGUUCAUCCGUGACCUGAUCAACAGGAAGGCUUCCAACUACUGUGAAGAGGCAACAGGUGACAGAAGAGUCGUCACGAGGGCAAGCCUGCGAAAGGUGCAGAAAGAUGCAUCAGCUGCAGGUGAACUGAAAAGCCCGAGCCACCGGUUCACAUCGCCAGCCCCAACAGCGAAGAAGCGUACUUUCUGGGACAUUGGAGGCAACAGCCCUUCAGUUCUUGCUGCCAAUGGAAGAAAGACUCGAAGCCAUGUUGCUACAGAGACACCUAAGAAAGGUCCUUCCAUGCUGCGUCAGCCGGGAUUUGCACGGCAAAGAGCAAUCCAUUGAGGCAUUUAAGAUGCACAGGAGGAGACUGCCUCCAGAGGAUAGAGGUGUUCAUAGUAUUUAAUUUUAGCCUACCAUUUUCAGCUUUGUUAAUUGGGGUUUAGUUGAAAUUCAUUAUCCUAAUUUGAUUUCAGUUUGCCUGAGCAAAUUGAACCAGCGCAAUGUUUUUUUCUUUUUUGAAAAGAAAAUGUUUUUCUUCUUAGUUUUUUUAAUCCAUUGGAGCCACUGGAACUGUAAAACAUUUGUUCAGGAGAGAUAGAUGAGAUGAUACUUAAAUUAACUUGAGACACAGUUUUCGUUGGCUUCUA
This is a messenger RNA of Panicum hallii, 3147 nucleotides long. Its product is annotated as kinesin-like protein KIN-8A. The coding region runs from base 494 to 2842 and encodes 782 amino acids. The transcript is spliced from 7 exons. The record is from RefSeq and is a predicted model, not a curated record. Lineage: Eukaryota; Viridiplantae; Streptophyta; Magnoliopsida; Poales; Poaceae. Gene Ontology annotation, molecular function: microtubule binding; microtubule motor activity; ATP binding. Gene Ontology annotation, biological process: microtubule-based movement.